CCAGCCUCACAGCCGCAACCGGUAGCAUCGGUAACCGAAGUGACCUAUCCAAAACUCACUCUAUCCAAACCAAAGAAACCAGUUGCCAGUGCUCGCUCACGCAAAAGCACUAACGGGACUAAACGGCCGAAGAAACGCAAACGGGGCAAUGACAGCGACAGCGAGGUCAUCCGGGCGGGCGACUCGAGCACAGAUGAGUCGGAUGUCGCGCCCAUCACCACGCAGACAAAGUCUGGCCGACAGGUGAACCGACCCUCAUUGUACGUGCCCCCGCCAGCGUCAUCGCCGAGCGUCUUAAAGGAAAAUAAUCACAGUCAUCCGACAGACGGGUCGGACAACACACACACCCCGCCUACGGCAGCCACUCGAAAACGAAGGCGAGUGUUCCGCAGAGGAAAGGAUACCAUCAUCACUUGUGUCCAUUGUCAAAGGGGGCACAGUCCACUCAGCAAUAUGAUUGUCUUUUGCGACGAGUGCAACAGUGCAUGGCACCAGCUGUGUCAUGACCCUCCCGUCGCGGCGGAAGUUAUUGCUAUUAGGGAGAAGGAAUGGUUCUGUAAGGACUGCAGGCCGAUCCAGAUUGGCAUUACACAACCGACGGUGGUUAGAAGCAACCCGAGCAUGGGCUUGCAAUCUGCGCAGACCCGGCCUCCCGUUCACCUUCCUCUGGUUCUUCCGAAGACAGAAGUCGGAGGGGAAGGCUUCUCGGAGGACGAGCGGAGGGGGUAUCUGUCAACAUUUUCGCAUGCUGCCCUUGUUGAGCUACUUGUCACAAUAUCAAGUAGUCACCCUACCCUACCAUUGUUCCCCGAGGAUCUGAAAACAUCACAAUCCUCAAAUUUUUCUUUCUUGCCAAAGCCGGCCGCGGCGCUCCCAGGGAGUCUACCCUUGGGCAGCUCUACUACUCACCCUACAUCCGCUGUACAAAACGGCAUAUCAACAAUUAAUGCCCACUCCAUACCCCCAUUUCAAUGGGAAGCGGACAAUUCCGAUGAUGAAGUGGGAUAUGAAGUCGAAGAGCACCGUCUAUAUCCGAGAGCCGGGAACGGAUUCAAGCUUCCAUUCGAUACCAAAGACAUGGACAUAAUGCGCGAGGACGUUGCCUGUCCGACUUUUAGCUACACGUUGCAU
Molecule: messenger RNA, 1131 nt
Organism: Aspergillus campestris IBT 28561
Lineage: Eukaryota; Fungi; Ascomycota; Eurotiomycetes; Eurotiales; Aspergillaceae
Product: phf1/phf2 family PHD finger domain-containing protein
Exons: 1
Biological process (GO): regulation of DNA-templated transcription; chromatin organization
Cellular component (GO): nucleus
Molecular function (GO): chromatin binding; DNA binding
Source: RefSeq, a predicted model, not a curated record